This is a messenger RNA of Ceutorhynchus assimilis (cabbage seed weevil), 3353 nucleotides long. NCBI's taxonomy places the organism in Eukaryota, Metazoa, Arthropoda, Insecta, Coleoptera, Curculionidae. The record is from the annotation of a GenBank genome assembly.
AUAGUAAAGAAAUUGUUUCUAAAAUAUACUUGUCAUGAGAUCGAAACUAAUAAAAUAAAUCAGUGUUUUAUUGAAUCCCAAAUCUAGACAAACUAAACUACUAGACAUGAGAGAUUUCUUCUGAUUUCAAAAAACUUGAUUUUGUCUGAAUAAAUCUAACAACUAAAAUGCAAAGAUUUUAUUUAAAUAAGACCAAGAAUCAAGAAACUUCUCAUCUCUAAUCACGCCUCCUCACUGUAACCUAUAGGCCUUUAAUAUAUUGAAGGUAAUUUAUUAAAAUUAUAUUAGGAAGUCAUUGACGCCGACUUGACUCAUCUUAAGUUUAUGGACUAUUAUUUUAGAAGCUUAAAUUUCCACUACCAAAUUUCAUUUUCCUCCAGAUGCCUUCCGCGUCAGACGUAAAUUUAAUUCUGCAAGUUUAAAAUGAAGUUAAAGGUGAACGUCUUGUGUUUUCAGUUCGUGCUACUAAUUUAUUUGAUAUCUGAAAAUGCAUGUAAGCAGCUCAGUGAAAAUUCAGAUAAUAAGGCGCUGACUAUGUUGGAAUCGAAAGUUCCAGUAACUUCAGCAAUAAGUUUAGAUUCCGAUAAACCUUUACGAAAAAGGCGAAAACGUUUACGAAGAAAGAAGAAGAAAGUAUUAAAACAUGAACAAACCACACUGAAUCCUAUAAGCUUUGAAAUACCGACAAAAAGCAUCUUCAAUGAAACCACCACAAAACCCAAAAAGAAGCAAAGAAAAUUAAAAAAACAUAGAAAACAUAAACAACCAAACCAAAAGAAACUUGAAUCUAGAAAUUUGAUUUUGCCAAUAAUUCCCAAUCAAUCAAUGUUCACUUCUACAAAACCGCCUCAGAAAAAAAGAAAAACUCGGUGCAGUAAAGCCAAUGGAAAUUGCGCACAUAUUUGCAAUACUCGAGGCAUUACCAAAUGUCAAUGCUUUAAAGGAUUUUCUUUGGCUUAUGAUGGCCACAGUUGUGUAGAUAUCAACGAAUGUCUUACCAACAAUGGAGGCUGCCAAAUGAAUUGUACUAAUACUAUUGGUUCUCACCGUUGCCACUGUCCAUCUGGCUUAAGAUUAAAUCACAUAGAUUCUAGAACCUGUGAGGAUAUCAAUGAAUGUGUUCUCAGGAAUGGUCAUGGACCAUGUCAAGAUGUUUGCGAAAAUACACACGGAGGAUAUAAAUGCAGCUGUAACCGUUUAAAAGGCAGCAAACUGAGUAAUGAUUUACACAGUUGUGUAGAUGUUGAUGAGUGUGCAAAUGAAAACGCUGGUUGUUCUCAUAUGUGUAUAAAUACAUUUGGAAAAUUUUUCUGUUCAUGUCCUGAAGGCAUGGAACUAGGGCCAGAUUAUAAAAACUGUAAAGAUAUCAACGAAUGUGAAUCAGAAAACAUUCAAAAAAUCUGCUCUCACGGUUGCAUCAACACAGAAGGAUCUUAUAGAUGUGCAUCAACUUUUGAUCUUCAAAACGACGAAGCUUUCAGAGAAGUUGUCUGCAAACCACUUUUUCCACCGCAAAAUGGCUACUUCAAAUGCUCCAGGAAGCACUCGCUGAGAACUUUCACAAAAUCUGGAAGGAAAACUGUUAGAAACAGCGUUGGUGCCAAAUGCAUUUUGGUCUGUCCUGAAGGUUUUAAACGAAAGGGUUCCAGGUAUCGUGUGAGCUGUGGAUUCGAUGGGAAGUGGAUAGGAAUGGAUGUGGAAUGCGUUCCCGUUACGAAAUAAUAAAUACCUAUACAAGAACAAACAAAAAACGUAUCUAUUAUUAGUUAUUAUUUUAAAAAAAUUGUUAUUCUAUAAUACAUAUAUGCUAUUAUUAUCUAAUAAAAAAAUAAACUAACAUAAAUAUCUAUCAAUUUUUGGCCAUUUUCCAAUGAUUCUCAAAGGAUUAACUUGAGUAGCAUUUUGUGGAUCAUGUUAAUAUAUCCUAUUAGGUGCCAAAAUUGUAUGAGUUUUUCCUUUUUAAGGAAGACAGGACUAAACUAACAACUAUCAUUAUACAUAUUUACAUUAAUGAAAAAAAUAACUGAAGGUACUUAUUAUCUAAGUGAUGAUGCAUGCUCGAGCACCAUUCUUAUGAUGAUGCCACCCCUGUUUCCAUUUUCUUUUCAGCGUGAAAACGCUUUUUUCCAUCUUGAUCCAUUUCCAAUUGAUGCUUAUUAGGAUUGGUUUGGGCUGAAUUUUUUUUCAGAAUGCUUCUAGCGUUUGCAUCGAGGUUAUCAAAAUUUGAAGAGGUUUUUCCACCAAUGGACAUAACCAGUUUUUUGGUAUGUGCAAAGUUUUUGAAAUCUUGAUUAGUUAUUUUAGCCACCAGGUCGUCUUUGAUUGAGUCUAAUGACUUGUGAAAAGCUGGCUGUGGCUGUUUCUCUGCUGGUUUGUGUUUGGUGAGUUUUAGGUCAUCUGAUGAUGGUUUUUUAAUUUGUGGUUUUGAUGGAAGCUUUUCUUUAUCUUUGAUAUUCAUCAACUCAUCAAAUGUUUUCAAGGGUUGAACAGUAUUUUUUCUUCUGAGAACAGUUGAACCUUGUACCAGUCCUUUGCAUGAUGAUUUGGUUGGUUGAUCCAUAGUUGUUUUUAAAAGAUGAUCUUUCAAGCCUGAAGAUUGCUGAUGAUAUAUCAUAUCCGAUGGUUGAUUUGGUGGAAUUUCUCCGAGUUUAUUAGCGUUAGCUGACUUUUUUUUGCCUCUCAUAGUCAACAAUUCAUCGAAUGUUUUCAGGGGUUGAACAGUAUUUUUUCCUUUGGAAACAGUUGAGCCUUGUGCUAGUUUUUUGGACAAAUCGAGGCUUCUAGUAAGAUUAUUCCCUUCUUUAGUUGGUUUUAUUGGUUGACCCUUAUUUUUUCCUUCUGCAUAUUUUUGUUUGAUUGAAUCAACUGUAUCUUUCUCACUUUCAAUAGCUAUAUUUGACUUGGACAAUUUAAUAGUAUUUUUGAUGGCAACAUUUGUACCUGAUGGUAUAAAACUCGGAACAGUAUUAUUAUUUCUUUUAGAAGCAGUGAAACCGUUUGCUGGUUUUUUGAAUACGCCAUCACUUUUCAUAGGUUGAGUUGAGCAUUGUUUGCCUUCUUUAGAAAGCAUCAACGGAUGAACCUUCUUUUUUUCUUUAGGUUUUGGAUCUAUGUUUUCAAUACCAGACUUUGCUUUGCCGUCUUCGUUGUCAUCAGACCUAAUGGGUUUACCAUUAUUGGCAACGGUUGCGGUCAAAUCUUCUACCAUACCCUACAAAGUAUUCAAUAUUAUUAUGUUUGCGUACAAUAUUUAAAUAUUUACCAUUCCAGAUGCUCUAUCAUCUGCUAUUACUUCGAAAAAACAUUCUUUCAUUUCUUUGGGCAUAGAAUGCUCAUCGUAAUGCGCAACGCCG